Molecule: messenger RNA, 1071 nt
Organism: Oikopleura dioica
Lineage: Eukaryota; Metazoa; Chordata; Appendicularia; Copelata; Oikopleuridae
Source: the annotation of a GenBank genome assembly
AUGUCGAGCAUAUUUGUUAGAUUAGGGAUCCUGGUUGUACUGGCAGAAGGGCAGUUAAACGAUUGUGAGCCAUUCGUAGGGCCAACUACUGGGCUAGAGACUUAUUGCCAGGAUGAAAUCAACCAGAGACAGUACAAAUCGAUCGUUAGAAAUCCGUCGCGGAAUCCAUUAGUAAAUUGGGGAAAACUGGCCUGUCCUGCUCCUCAAUAUCGAAGCCUUACUGCUGCAGCUCAAUUUGUUGAUUCCCGAAACUGCUAUGAACAUACCCGGAAUCUGUUCUGCGCAGUCAUGCUCCCAGAAUGCAACGGAACGCAUGUUUUUGAAGCUUGUGAAAAGAUGUGCACUGAUUUCUCCACAAAAUGCAAUCUGUACAAUUUUGCUGGACAGAGUGUCCGCUGCGGAGGGACUCAUUUUGGAGUGCUGAAUUGUAAGGAGUUUCAAAACGUUUACAUCGAGACAAACCGGUGCAAAUACGAGAAGAUUGUGACUUCGACGAAGAUUGUUGUAAAACCGACUCGGUCAAGCAAUACUCCAAGUCUACUGUCUGGAGGAGACAAUGGCAGCGGGGGAGGAGCCGAUACAACAACUCAAGCCCCGGCGAAACCCGUAACAACUAUGGCACCGACAUGCCCCGCCGAUGGAACUUGCUUGGAGCUCAUUGAAGCCCAAGAGUUACAGUGGAGAACUUGCAUUGAAAAGUUCAUCGAUCCUACUUCUAAAUUCACAGUCAUUUGCGAGUGGAUCAAAUCCUUUGUUAGGUGGCGUUGGGCGGUUUUCAGACGAUGGAAUCGACUUUCAAAGGCAAUUACUUUCGAAGAAUACGACAUGGCAAAAGUUGAAUGCCCAGUUCAGGGGACCGUACGAUGCUAUAGUGCUAAAAGAAAAAAAUGCAUCCGAGAUCUGCACAAUUGCCCUUAUUGCUAUUGCGAAAUAGACCUAGACGAUUCGUAUGGAAAUAUUUUGCGCUACUGGUCGAAUGACAAUGACUUCUGGGGUUAUCGCCUGCAAUAUCAAUGGUUCCAAAUGUCCAUGAAUUAUACUGAGAUUACUGAUGAAUAUGAAAAGCUGUAA